UAAAUUUCUAAGUAGUACGUACUAACCAAUAACCAUUUGAGGACUACAAGUGGUCGGAUUCGUAGGUCCUGAAAAAUAUUCUGAUUUGUGCUUUAACUUAAAGUUUAAUUAGCUUUUCAGUUGAUUAUAUCUUUGAUUUUCGUAAAAUAAUUAAUUACACAUUCUGCUAAGCCUAAUAUAAUUACAGCUGCUACUGGUUUCAUUUUUCUUAUCAUCAUCUUCAAAAGGGUUAAAAUAUGGAGUGGGUUCUGCGGGGUCCUCAAAUUCACAGCACCUUCGGCAAACUUGGAUUUGCUCAUGCUGAGGGAUAUCACAUCAAUGAAAACUGCAAUGAUGCUUUGGAAUCGAUUCUUAAUAAUAUCCUGACCGAAGAUAAAAAUCUGCGGACAUAUAGAAGAGGCAUCAGUUUCGGGCAGAAUAUUAAGAAAGAUUUGAUACCGCUUUUAAUACAUGUAAAGGAUGACACAACAAUUGAACUUCUGAUUAAGAUACUCGUCAAUUUGACGAUACCGGUGGAGUGUUUGUUGUCAGUGGAUAGCAUAUCGAAUUCCGAAGUUGGCAAACAUACUAUAUUUGAAAUUAAUACCUUGUUGUCGUCUACAAAAGCUGCCUUUGUGGACAUUCGAGCAACUAAAGUAAUAGUGGAGUUUCUUAAAAAGAAUUCGGAUUUCGAACAAAAUACAAAGUUAACUGUGGAACAAUGUACGAAUAUAAGCAACGCGUUAUUGUUUUUGCGGAACAUUCUUCAUAUUCCAGAAGACAAUAUUAUGUCGUCUAGUUAUAGUGGACCACCUCACAUGUUACAAAAUCAGAUAAUAUGGAAUCUUUUUAGUCAAAGCAUUGACAAAAGUUUAAUAAAGCUUAUGAAUAUUCAGGAGUCGAUAAAUUGGGGUGUUACAAUGGUUCAGUUGAUAGCAUUGCUUUAUAAAGAUCAACAGGUGACAACGUUACACAAGCUCCUGAAUAUAUGGUUGGAAACAUCUUUAUCGGAGAGCUCUGAGGAUAAUGAGAGUAAUACAACGCCACCUAACAGGAGUAGCAACAAUUCUUCUCCAAUGUUAACAUCCGAUGCAACUUCUGAUUCUUCUGACACGGGUAGAAGUGGAAAGACAAAUGAAGGUUCUAAUUCCCUUAACAAUAGUUGGGAUUCAACCAGAAAUAUGAGUGAGCAGACAUUCCAAUCAGACCCAAUGCAAAAGAAAUCCUGUCGUAUUAUAAAUAAUGAACAAGGAGAGAAUUCGCGUGACAAAGAUAUCAACAAAGAAAUCUUAAAACCCAAGGAGAAAACUGGAAAGAAAAACCGCGAUAAACCAAUAAAUGAUAAAAAGAUGUCUUCAGAAAAGUCAGAUUGCGGUUAUGGCACCCAAAUUGAGAAACAGGAAGUGAUUUCGACUUCUAGUAAUGAUGAUGAGAUGCCAUGUAAGAAACCAGUGCAUCAGAAGCCACAGCAUCCUAAACAGCGGCCUAAUAAUAAAGUGCCAGAAAGUGUCGCACUUCAAGAGAGGAAAAGAAAGAAAAUUGUGAAGCGGGGGAAGGCUAAUAUAAUCAACGUCCAAGGGCUCACACAUAAUACGCCAACGGAUGAGGAUAUAUCCAACGUUCUAAAGGAGUUCACUUUGGACUUCCUUUUGAAGGGUUACAACUCUUUAGUCCGAACCUUGCACACACAAAUUUUGACGAACAUGCAAUUAGAAAUAGACACGUCACAUUUCUUCUGGCUCGUCACCUACUUCUUAAAAUUCGCGACUCAGAUUGAACUGAAUUUGAAGCAUGUCAAUUCGGUGCUAUCCUUCGAUAUUGUACUGUAUUUGACAGCUGAAGGUGUGAAUUUGUGCGAGCAAUUUGAACUCGCGAUUAAGUUGGAUGAAAAUGAUUUGAAACCAAGUAUUCGGAGGCUGCAUUUGGUCGUGACAGCAAUCCGCGAGUUAGUUCAAGCUAUUGAAGUUUAUAAAAAGUCAAAUCACAUUUGUCAAGAGGAUAAAGAGGCUCUUAUUCAAUUGCAAAUGAAAAUGUCUGAGACUGACGAACUUCGAUCCUUACUUGUGUUGCUAUUACGUCACUAUAAUCCCAAGUAUCAUUCUAAACAAUAUCUACAGGAUCUUAUCGUGACAAAUCACAUACUAUUAAUGUUCCUGGAUAACGUUAUGAACUUGCCAGACUACAAGGGUUCAGGAAAAAUGAUUGACCAUUUAAAGCAAUUCGCAACCCCCGAAAUAAUGUACCAAUACGGGCUUCUACUAGACGAUUUUGAGGUUAAUGGCGAAUAUGUAAACGAUUGCGUAUUUACAUUAAUGCACUAUGUUGGAGGGGAGCUGGGUUGUCUAAUAUCCCUCUUCCAGCCCAAAAUACUUAAGACCUUCACGUGUAUAUGGAGAUCCGAGUUUGAGAUUUGUGAUGAUUGGUCAGAUCUAAUUGAAUACGUAAUAAAUACAUUCAUAAAGAAGCCGCACUGUCUCCAACGGACUGCGUCAUUCCGAUUGGAUACGGAGAGUUUUGACGAUGAUAAAGUCUUUAAAGAACUUAUUGAUGACCCGCAGGAAGAUACUGCCGAAGACCAGUUCAUGUCGGAUGUCGAAGAUACUGAUAUAUGGACAAAAGAUGAGCUCUCAGCUUUCAAUUGGAUAUACAUUCAAAGUAACACAUCCUCCGAUAUUGUUGGGGAAAUAAUAAAACUUUUCAAAGAUGACGGCGUAGUUAAAACUCGCGAAAGUGUGAUCAAACAAAUGUACAAACAGUCGAUAAUAAAUCGCAACGAAUUCGAACAAUUGCUAAAGGAAGACUCAGAAAGAAAAUCCAAAACUGAGAUGCGGGAGGGAAAGGACGACGACAUUGGAAAAAUUUGCGAAUAUAUAACUAAAGAUGGCAAAAGGAAAUUUCUCGAUUGGGUCCAGAAUGUUUUGAUUGAAACCUGCCACGCUAAAGUAUGUUUGGAGAAAAUGAAAGUGCAGCAGGAUGAAGAGCAGGCUGAGAACAAAAAUGGCUGCCAUACUACGCUGAAGAGGCCAAAAGAUAUGCCUGUUAUGUCACCGGUUUCAUAUCAUUCACUCUUGUUGAAUCGGUCUGUUCCGUUGGUGCCGUGGAAUUGUGAACAGGCCGCGAUAUGUAAGGACUUGAAGUUUUUACAACUUUUACACAAAUUGGGAUUUUAUAUGCCAGUUGAUACAGGCAAAAUGUUUAUAAGGAUACCAUAUUUCUGGUCACCCGACUGUUUGUAUGAAGUUGCGAGUAAAAUUUCAUAUAUAGACAAAUGUAAACUCAAGUUCUCCAUCAGCGAUAUAUCAAAUAUAAGUGCUUUGAACUCGUCAAAAAUGAGUAUAGGUUUAGAGGAUGAACCUCAGGAUAUGGUUCUCACGGUGAUGCCUGCUAUUGUUAAUUAUGCUCCCAUAGAGCCGACGGGUGCAGGUUGGUUACAAGUUGUUCAAAAAUCACAAGAGAUCAGACUUACUUUGGAUCUUGACAGGACAAUAAUACACACAGGGAGUGCAAAUGUGCUGAAGGAAAUUAAGCACCCUUUCGAUAUUCCGAUGGUCCAGGAUGAGGAGAUAACCGUAGCAGUGGCGGAUUCAGACAAAGAGGAUCCCGUGAGUUACAACCAAGCUGAAUCCGAAUAUUGUUGUAACAGUCUCUGCGAGACAGCAUCAGUUGCGUCAGAUCUCACAAGGAUGUACGUAUCAGAUGAAGAUGAAAAGCCCGAAGUGGUUCAUCGUAUAUCCGCAGAAAAACACUUUAACAAUGACAUGAACUCUAUAGAUAUGGAUAGCGGCGCGGGAAAGAGAGCCAGAGUAGAUUUCACAUCAGCUUUUUGCUAAAAAAAUCCAUUACACAAAUCGUUAUAUUUUUAUGUAAUGGCUGCUUUAGAAGCGUUAUGGAUCUUGAGCCCUACGCAUGGAUAUUUUUAAUAAAGUAAUACUUUUUGAAUAUUUAAUUUUCUGUAAUUGUUGCUUUAGUAAACGUAUUUUCCACCUUUUUACCUGAAAAACAUUGUUUACUCUGUGAUAGGAAGACUCAGUUGUUUUAGUUGAUUUUUAUUUUACUACGCGUUAUUAAUGACUACUUUUAAAAUUUAAAAGCUUGUUUCUAGAUUCGCAAAAAUUUUUAGGAACCUUUUUUUUUUUGACGUACGAGGGCGGUCCGAUAAGUACUUAGCCUCUUCGCCCGAUAGCACCACUAUCGCAAGAGCAAUUUUCAUCGCUUAGAACAUUUUCGUAGACUCGUAAAAAUUUCAGGCGAAUCCAGAGUAUCCGCGGAUUUUAAAAAUUGUUAAAAGAGCAAUAUCGGUCGCUGAUUCGAUUCUUGUUUUUGGAAGGGAUCUCUUUGAUGGGAGCUCUUUGAUGCAGUGUACGGGGUGACCCUUUUCCUUCGAUGUCGACCGUCAAAAAUUGGUUUAACGAGUUUCAACGUAUUGCGCGUCUAUAGAGAAAUAGAAUUUCUAUAAAGUUAUUCACUCUUCUCACUCACUCUCAAUCGGUCUCAAUCGCUCUCUCCCUUUUCUUCGACAAAAACGCUGCACAUCUUCGUGACGUUUCA
Messenger RNA from Pieris napi, 4527 nucleotides. RefSeq names its product protein timeless (gene tim). Gene Ontology annotation, molecular function: DNA binding. Lineage: Eukaryota; Metazoa; Arthropoda; Insecta; Lepidoptera; Pieridae. The record is from RefSeq and is a predicted model, not a curated record. Gene Ontology annotation, cellular component: replication fork protection complex. Gene Ontology annotation, biological process: DNA replication checkpoint signaling; DNA repair; replication fork arrest. The transcript is spliced from 17 exons. The coding region runs from base 237 to 3809 and encodes 1190 amino acids.